AUGUUUACUCCCAUUGAAACUCUCCUAGGAGGCGUAUUCCUCCAUCUCGCCACCUCCCAGUUCCUGACAGACACGGGUCGUGUGUUUGGCAUCUCCUCUAUUGUUGAUGGAGCUGUGCUUGGAAAGCAUGAAGGAUGGCGGCUCGCAGCUACGGGAGGCUUACUGCUCGGUCCCCUUGUGGGAGCUCUCACAGGAUUGACCAAGGUCUAUCCUGGCCAUGCCCUUUUUGCUGUGCAGGCGAUCGACGUACGAAGAAUAGCCGUUGCUGGUGUGCUGGUGGGCCUGGGAAGUCGUCUCGGAUCUGGCUGCACGAGUGGGCAUAUGCUCUGCGGCGUGUCUAGGUUGUCCCCUCGGUCGCUUGUCUCUACAGCGAUCUUCUUUUCUACUGCAGUGUUGGUAGCCAACCUCUUUCCAUUAUCUCCAGUCCCAUCCCUACCUGCAUACGCCCUGAACAUUCCCUCGGUGGCCACCAUCGCCGCCAUCGCUAGUAGUACAGUCGCUGCGAAACUGCUGUACAAGGCCAUCACCUCUUGGACUUCCUCCACCGCAACAGACGCCCCAUCGGCCAUUUCUCGCCUCACCCCCUACUUUCUCGCAGGCCUCACCUUUUCCCUCGGUCUGUCCAUCUCGGGCAUGACCGACCCCUCCAAAGUCGCUGGUUUCCUGCGCUUCCCCACUCCCUUUGCUUUCGACCCCUCACUCGUUAUGGUCAUGGUUGGCGGCGUCUUGCCCAACGCCAUCCAUUAUGCUUCCACCAUGAAGAAGGCCCUUGGCAAACCUGAACCAGCACUUGCCUGGGAGCAAUGGAACGUGCCAUCGAGGAGGGACAUCGAUUGGAGACUCGUGGCGGGAGCUGUGGUGUUUGGUGCAGGAUGGGGUUUGGCUGGAAUCUGCCCAGGGCCGGCACUCGUGUCGCUCGGAGAGGUUGUCGUGUCGGCGCUGGGGGGAGGCGUCUCCUCAGCAGCCGCUGGCAAGGUGUCCACCUUUGCCAUCAGCAUGCUGGGAGGCAUGGCUCUCGGACAUCAGAUCUAG
Cryptococcus amylolentus CBS 6039 is the source of this 1032-nucleotide messenger RNA. RefSeq lists its product as hypothetical. The record is from RefSeq and is a predicted model, not a curated record. Gene Ontology annotation, cellular component: plasma membrane. The coding region runs from base 1 to 1032 and encodes 343 amino acids. NCBI's taxonomy places the organism in Eukaryota, Fungi, Basidiomycota, Tremellomycetes, Tremellales, Cryptococcaceae. The transcript is spliced from 2 exons.